AAUGCAUUUCAUCAUUCCCUUUGGUUUAAGAGUUCAUUUUAAUACAACUCCAUAGACCAUGCUCUAUAGUCUAAACAAGUGUAGAAAAAGACUAAUCUUCUCUUCAAAGCAAAGUCAUUUUGAUUUGUCAAAGUCUAACGCCAAGUCUCCAUCUCUAUCUGCCUCUAGUAACUAAUAGACGAAUUUACAGUAAAGAAAUGGCAAUCCAGUUAGAAGCCAACUUAAUCCCCUGUAUUCGAGAAAUCUAGCCCGUCAGAUCCAUUAGUUUAUGGUUUUUAUUUGGUACAAGUUGACAAGUUGUAGGAGAGUAAAGGUGUACUAGGUUUUAACUAAAACGAUCAGAAGGACUAUAUUGCCCUUCAAUUUGUUGGAUAACUUCACGACUGAAGGAUGAGGUGAAACUGUGAAAGGGGUUGUUUAUGUAUUUUGGGUUUUGGAAACAUAAUGUUCUUAUCUGUUACCCGAGAGAAAUUCAACUUGAAGUGAGAGAUUUAGCGCAUUGUUACGAUGAUUUUUCUGUUUGAUUGUUCCUCCUGGGUUGCUGGGUUGCAUUGAGUGGCCCUUCUCGAAAGGACUCGUGUCAUUGGGUAUUUAGCAUCUUGUUGAAGGCUUUUUUCCUCUGAGUUUCAGCCUUUUCCAGCUCCGGUAAUCCGCGUAAUAAUCAUGGUGGAAGAUGGAAGAACUGAUGUUUGGGUCGAUACUCAAUCAGCUGAAGACUUGUUAUCGCGUGCCCAGGAGCUUGUACCGACGGCGCUUGAGAAAGCCAAGGAAGCCAAUUGGUUCCCAGGUCGGUGGAAGAUGAUAAUAUCCAAAAUUGAGCACGUCCCAUCUCGUUUAUCCGAUUUGUCGAGCCAUCCUUUCUUCUCGAAGAAUGCACUCUGUAAGGAGCAAUUGCAGGCUGUGACGAAGACCUUGGGCGAGACUAUUGAAUUGGCGGAGCUCUGCUCACAAGAGAGAUACGGGGGGAAGCUUCAGAUGCAGAGUGAUCUUGACGCCUUGUCUGCGAAGCUGGAUUUGAAUCUAAGGGAUUGUGGUCUUCUGAUCAAGACUGGGGUGCUUGGUGAGGCCACUUUGCCAUUGGUCGCCAUUAAUUCUUCUGUGGAACCUGAGGCUUCCACUCCUUGGAACAUACGAGAAUUGCUGGCUCGUCUUCAGAUUGGGCACUUGGAGUCUAAACACAGAGCGCUGGAUAACCUUGUUGAAGUCAUGAAAGAGGAUGAAAAGAAUGUAUUGGCUGUGUUGGGCCGCAGCAAUAUCUCAGCCUUGGUCCAGUUGCUCACAGCAACGUCACCCAGAAUUCGAGAGAAGACGAUCACUGUGAUCUGCUCACUUGCAGAGUCUGGAAGUUGUGAGAAUUUGCUUGUUUCCGAGGGUGUGCUCCCACCUCUGAUCAAGCUGCUUGAGUCGGGGAGCACUGUAGGAAAGGAGAAGGCUACGAUUUCCCUACUGAGAUUGUCAAUGUCGGCAGAUACAGCUCGUUCAAUCGUUGGCCAUGGUGGAGUUCGCCCAUUGAUUGAAAUUUGUCAGAUAGGAGAUUCUGUUUCACAGGCUGCAGCUGCUGGAACUUUGAAGAAUCUGUCGGCUGUGCCAGAGGUGAGGCAGAAUCUUGCUGAUGAAGGGAUCAUAAGCACCAUGAUUAAUCUGCUUGAUUGUGGAUUACUGUUGGGUUCCAAAGAGUAUGCCGCUGAGUGCUUGCAGAAUCUCACUGCCAGCAACGAUACUCUUAGAAAGUCUGUUAUAUCAGAAGGUGGAGUCAGGAGCCUGCUGACCUACCUUGAUGGUCCAUUGCCCCAAGAAUCUGCAGUAGGGGCACUGCGGAAUUUGGUGGGUUUGGUGCCAAUGGAAGCUCUGGAUUCACAUGGUCUUCUUCCACGUUUGGUUCAUGUGCUUAAAGCUGGAUCCUUGGGUGCACAACAAGCAGCUGCUUCUUCAAUUUGUAGGGUUUGCAGUUCAACAGAGAUGAAGAGACUGGUGGGUGAAGCUGGAUGCAUACCUCUGCUCGUGAAACUGCUUGAGGCUAAAACAAAUAGUGCGCGAGAGGUUGCAGCGCAAGCUAUAUCAAGCUUGGUGGCACUUUCGCAGAACUGCAGGGAAGUGAAAAGAGAUGAGAAGAGUGUUCCAAAUCUGGUCCAGUUGCUCGAUCCAUGUCCUCAGAACACUGCAAAGAAGUAUGCUGUUUCUUGUCUCACAUCUUUGUCCUCAAGCAAGAAAUGCAAGAGGCUAAUGAUCUCAUAUGGAGCUAUUGGGUAUCUCAAGAAGCUUUCUGAGAUGGAAAUACCUGGAUCCAAGAAGCUACUUGAACGGUUGGAAAGAGGAAAGCUGAGAAGUUUGUUUAGUAGGAAAUAGAGGCAAUAGCUUUGUGCAAAAUGUACUACUGUCAUGUAACUUUUGCUUGAUGUUUCAUUAUCUGUAUGAAACAAACUAAUUAAACCUAUCAAUCAGAUUUCACCA
Molecule: messenger RNA, 2451 nt
Organism: Nelumbo nucifera (sacred lotus)
Lineage: Eukaryota; Viridiplantae; Streptophyta; Magnoliopsida; Proteales; Nelumbonaceae
Product: ARM repeat superfamily protein
Molecular function (GO): protein binding
Source: RefSeq, a predicted model, not a curated record